CCAGAUGUCUUGUUGCAUGUAACACCUCAAACCAACCUGAGUGUGAUUUCUCUUUAGUUCUGACCUCACUGCUGAGCUGCACAACAAACCAAGCCUCUCUGACUGUGAGUCCCAGCAGCUCUCAGUUUUUCAUGUGGAAGUCUGUCUCUCUGAGCUGUGAGGAGGACGACAGCUCUGCUGGAUGGACGCUGAGGAGGAACACGACCAGAGAAACCAGGACUCACUGUGAAGCUGACUGGGGAAGAUCAGCUGGUUCUUCCUGUAACAUCAGCUACGUUACUACAUUGGACAGUGGAGUUUACUGGUGUGAGUCCAGAGAGGGAGCAACCAGUAACACCAUCAACAUCACUGUCACUGGUGGACCAGUGAUCCUGCAGAGUCCUGUCCUCCCUGUGAUGGAGGGACAUGAUGUCACUCUGCACUGUAAAACAAAGACCCCUCCCUCCAACCUCCCAGCUGGUUUCUAUAAAGAUGGCUCCCUCAUCAGGACUGAGCCUACAGGUCACAUGACCAUCCACCAUGUUAACAAGUCUGAUGAAGGCCUCUACAAGUGUAACAUCAGCGGUCAUGGAGAGUCUCCAUCC
Messenger RNA from Micropterus salmoides (largemouth bass), 584 nucleotides. RefSeq names its product Fc receptor-like protein 5. Gene Ontology annotation, biological process: cell surface receptor signaling pathway. NCBI's taxonomy places the organism in Eukaryota, Metazoa, Chordata, Actinopteri, Centrarchiformes, Centrarchidae. The record is from RefSeq and is a predicted model, not a curated record. The transcript is spliced from 3 exons. The annotation marks the transcript as partial. Gene Ontology annotation, molecular function: transmembrane signaling receptor activity.